Molecule: messenger RNA, 672 nt
Organism: Penicillium brasilianum
Lineage: Eukaryota; Fungi; Ascomycota; Eurotiomycetes; Eurotiales; Aspergillaceae
Source: the annotation of a GenBank genome assembly
AUGGCACUCUCCAAGAGUGAAUCCGACGUCAUCCUAAACCGGGCAAACGUCGCCCUCGCCCGAAGCCAACGCCUCGUCGCAUCAUGGCUCCCCGAGAAAACCGGCGACGAACUCACAAGCGCCAAAUCAGAAGAGGAACUACAACGCGAGGAAGACGAAAUCUUCACAGCUGUCCCAGAGACUCUCGGUGUCGGCGCCCCGCUCCCCGAAAAAGCAGCUGACGGAAGCUGGAACCGCACGGAAUUAAGCUCGAACGAUCAAUUACGGAAACAACUCCUCGGAAGGAAUUAUGAUAAAUUUAUGAAGGCCAGUGCUGCAGCGAAACAAGCUUCGGCUGCGGCUAAGAGCACCGCGUCGGCGGUAGCUUCCGGAGCUUCAUCCGCGGUGCAGGAGGAGGAUGAUCAGGAUGAUGAUGAGGAUGGGAGGGUUUCUAUGGUUGGGAAGAAGAAGAGGAGGGUUGGGCAGGGUCGUGCUGCACAGACUGGAUCUGGGUCUGGUGUUACCCCUGUCUCUACGCCUGGCGAUGUUGAGGAUGCAGGUGCGAAAGAGGAAAAUGGAGUGGUUCAGACCGAUGCGCCUGUUAAACAGGCUCCCUCGAAGGGGAGGAAGAAGGCUACCAGCUAUUUGGAUGAAUUGUUGGCUGAGAGGUCGAAGAAGAGGAAGAAGCGGUGA